Molecule: messenger RNA, 355 nt
Organism: Geodia barretti
Lineage: Eukaryota; Metazoa; Porifera; Demospongiae; Tetractinellida; Geodiidae
Source: the annotation of a GenBank genome assembly
GCGUAAUAACUGUAAUUUCCGUCGCCGAUCACCAACGGCAUUGGCCUCCUGUCUGUCUCCUCCUGUAUUCUUGAUUUUAGGCCAGAUCAUGAAUAGUGUAAUCACUUACAGUGACCCCAUAAUUCCAAGCAGAACGCUAUUUGAUCUCCCUCCUCACGAAGUUGUUGAACCAAAGAUAGAGUCAAAUGAAAGUAUUAGCAAAACUUUGAACGAUUCUAAUGAAGUUAACAUUUUACAGAAGAAUAAGGACUCUAUGAAGAGCAACUUCCUGAGAAAUAUAUGCAUCAAUCGAAUUCCAAAUAAUGAACUAAUUAAAGAGAAAAAUAAGGGAAGAGAUGUACCAUCUAAUCCCUCC